UGAGUUGGCCAUGCAGUUUGCAAUUUUUUUUUGUGGUGUGAAACACAUUAUAUAUGUUUCACAAGCAUGCAAAGCAUCUAUGAGAAACUAUAAAAGACUGGAUUAGAUCUUGAGAUCAAUGUAGUUACUAUAGAUAUCACCGAAAUUAAAGAACCAGUUAGAUUUUUUUUUCUUUGUUUGGAAAAACCUUUUGAGGAGUAGUAACCCGUAAGGAUGUUUUUUUAGAAAAAAAAUCGAUGCCACUUGCAACUAUAUCUCCUUGAUCAGACAAAUUCCAUGCAAUGGAGUAUACAUUUUCGUUCCCUUCGAUGGAUUUUCGGUCUUCAUUCUGAAGUUUUUCAUUUCGGUACAUGUUUCCAAAGCAUGGUAAUUCUGAUCAGGCUGAGCUGGACCAGAAAUCAACCUGAACAAAACUUGGAGCCUACCCAAUUCCCAAAGGAGAAAAAACGAAGCAUCAUUGGCUGCACAGCAGCGCAAGCACAAUGUUUGCCCAUCCAGAGCAAACUCCGUAGUCUACAAGCAAGUCAGGUUUCUUCGCCACAGAGCACCGAUCCCGCGACCAGUAUAAAGAGUUGAGGGGGAAGAAGAAACAGGGCACCACCACUUCGCCGCCACAGCACACCAACCGAGCACCACCGCUCGCAGCAGCCAUGGGCCUCUUCGGCAAGAGCACCUCCAAGCAGACCGCCAAGCUCAAGUCCCUGGUCAAGCUCGCCGCCGCGCGCCUCGCCGUCGCCCGCCGCCCGCGCCUCGGCCGCCGCUCCAUCGCCCGCAGCGACGUCGGGCAGCUCCUCUCCAUCGGCCACCUCGACCGCGCCCUCCUCCGCGCGGAGCAGGUGAUCGAGGAGGACAACAUGCUGGAGGCGCUGGACGUCAUCGAGCUCUACUGCAAAAUCCUCAUCGAGCAGGCCGCGCAGCUGGAAAAACCCAAGGAAUGCAGCGAGGAGAUCAAGGAGGCGGCGGCGGGGCUGAUGUUCGCCUCCGCGCGGUGCGGCGAGCUGCCGGAGCUGCUGGACGCCCGCGCCAUCCUGGCGGACAAGUUCGGCCGGGACUUCGCCGCGGCGGCCAAGGAGGGCGCCCUCGGCGUCGUCGACCCCACGUUGGUGCGGAAGUUGUCCGGCGAGAGGGCGAGCUUGGAGCAGAAGAGGAGGUUGGUCAAGGAGAUCGCCGCCGAGAACAACAUCUUGCUGGAGUUCCCUGAAUACCCAGUACAAACUCACCAAGUUGGUCGCACAUCUUCACAGACCAACGGCCAUAGAGAAAGAGAACAAUUGAGGAAUGCCCCAGCAAGAGAAUUUGUCCAGGAGAACGCUGCCAAGACGGAUCGUCGUGAGGUGCAGCGGACGCAGAAGUCUGUUGAUGGCAAGGUGAACCCGAGCCUUGCUCAGCUGAGCGUGGAUGAGAAGGUGUCGACGGAAUCCAAGAAGUACCUCGACGCCAGGAUGGCGGCGGAGGCGGCCUUCGCGUCCGCGUCGUUCGCCGCGAUGGCCGCCCGGGCUGCCGUCGAGCUGUCACGGUCGGAGUCCCAGGGGAAGGGAUCGAGGGGUGGCGGCUACGACAAGGUGGCCCCGGUGCAGGCCGCGGCGGCGACGGAGCAAGGGACGGCGCCGCCGUCGUGGAGGCCGCAGAAGUCUCCGUCCCCGUCGCCCUCGUGGAGCGACAGGAGCACGGUGACCUCGGUCGGGUCGGACGCGGCGCAUAAGGGGAAGGAGGUCGUGUUCGGCCAGAGCGACGAGGAAGUGGAUGAAGAAGUGGCGGAGGACGUCGUCUGGCCACCGCCGCAGCUGAGCCGGCCAUCCUACAGGAGGGCGGCCUCCACGGUGGGCACGGGCGUCGGCUCCGGCGCCGGCCCGUGGCACGGGAUAGCUGCCGGCACACGGCCGUUCCAGGACGGCGCGCCACACGCGCGCCCGCCGCACAGGAGGCACGCCACGGAGUUCGCCGGCGGGAACGGUCACGUGCACGCUCCCCACGACGCCCUGGGCGGCCAGCGCGGGCAGUACGUGACCCCGCCGUACAGGAGGAACCCGGCGGCCAGCACAGGCACGGGCAGGAACAGCGACGCCGCCGCCGGCGGCGGCGCGUACGAGAGCUCGGCGUACGUGCACCAGCCUUACGCGAGGGUCGUGUCGGCGCUGGAGCGCAGCAACGAGCACAUCGCGCGGCACGAGGAGGUGCGCCGGAUCGGCACGGACGCGCGGGUGCUCCAGGAGCGGGUGUACGGCGCCGCGGCGCCGGGGCAGGGGCACGGGCCGCUGAACCCGGACAGGAGGGCCAUCUCGGUGCGCACGCGGAGGUGAGCGCGCUCUGCGGCUGCGGCGGGGGCCAUUGAAGCUGGUGGCCGGCCACCCGGCGCUCGUCAGUUCAGAGUUGGGAUGGGAGCAGAAUUCCCGGCGCAGGAAAUCGGGCCCGUUGCUUCGCCGGCAGAGCGGCGGUUUCAGCGGGUUGGUGCGGGAUCCGUGGAGAUUUCCUGCCUCUGGAAAUGGAAACAGAAGUAAAUUUUUGGUAGAAGUGAAGCAUUGUUCAUGAAGCUGAAUAUGGAUACGCAUAGCAGGUGAUUAGGUGGCCUUUUUGUACAGAGGAAGGGUCGAGUAUUGAGUUGUGGUUAACUGCGCUUUUUUUUCUGUAAAAAGUAAGGAAUUUUGUAUCGUAGAUGUUCCUAAGCUUCAGCCUUUUCUGCUCCA
This is a messenger RNA of Panicum virgatum (switchgrass), 2684 nucleotides long. RefSeq lists its product as uncharacterized. The record is from RefSeq and is a predicted model, not a curated record. The transcript is spliced from 5 exons. The coding region runs from base 651 to 2300 and encodes 549 amino acids. Gene Ontology annotation, biological process: protein transport. NCBI's taxonomy places the organism in Eukaryota, Viridiplantae, Streptophyta, Magnoliopsida, Poales, Poaceae.